GUGCGUUUUCUAUAUAAACUGCAUUUGCAAUAAAAUAUUGUAAGAAAAAUGAAGACUUUCUUCUGCUUCGUAUUCUUCUUGGUUUCUGUCACCUUUGUUAACACCAGGCCAUCGAAAGAGUAUACGAAUAAAUUCAAGGCCGCAGUGCAAAAAUGCUCCCAACAAUUCAACCUGACUCUAGCAGACGUGGAAGGAUAUGCAAAGUAUCGUAAGCUCUCAGAAACUAAAAAUGGAAAGUGUGCUGUCCUCUGUGUUUUCAAAGAAAUGGAAUAUGUGACAGAUGGGAAAUUGAACUUUGAGCACGUUGUCAGCUCUUCCAAACAUAAAUGGGAAGGCAGUGCAGUCAUUGAGAAGGCAAAAAAUGUUUACUCGACUUGUUAUAAAGAACUAAAUUUAGAAAACGACACGUUUGACUGCGACAAGGCAGUAGAAAUGCUAGGUUGUCUCAUGAAAGGAAGCAAGGAGCAUUCCAUCCCUGCUCCAUAUUUGUCAUAAUUAAAACAACGAGUUUCGGCCAAACCGAGAGAUAACUACUUUCACGGCUUACCUGAACCAUAACCAACAAACCAUCACAGUUACUUUAUUUAAGGAAAAUAAAUAUAAUCUUUUUUUUAAAUUA
Molecule: messenger RNA, 619 nt
Organism: Cimex lectularius (bed bug)
Lineage: Eukaryota; Metazoa; Arthropoda; Insecta; Hemiptera; Cimicidae
Exons: 7
Coding region: 49-495 (148 amino acids)
Biological process (GO): sensory perception of smell
Molecular function (GO): odorant binding
Source: RefSeq, a predicted model, not a curated record